Messenger RNA from Papilio xuthus (Asian swallowtail), 3731 nucleotides. RefSeq names its product leucine-rich repeat-containing protein 4B. The record is from RefSeq and is a predicted model, not a curated record. The coding region runs from base 376 to 2106 and encodes 576 amino acids. The transcript is spliced from 3 exons. Gene Ontology annotation, molecular function: protein binding. NCBI's taxonomy places the organism in Eukaryota, Metazoa, Arthropoda, Insecta, Lepidoptera, Papilionidae. Gene Ontology annotation, cellular component: plasma membrane.
GAGCGGAGCGCAUGUGUCCCGUCGCCCGGUCCCGGAUCGUAUCUUACGUCCGAUCACGUGAUUAUCAUAAAUAGAAAAUAAUUAAUACGGGACUACACGCGUGUUGAGUGCUAUGAACUGGAUCUGACUGUGCCUGUGCUGUAGUGUGGACGUAAUAUGUUGAACUAAUCGCCUGUUUUAUGUGACUGAUUGAUUACAAUUUACAAUAUAUUUACUUUUUAUUUAAGUUGAUGGACCUUAGAAAACUGCCGUUAUUUCUACGAGCUUAAAAGGACAUGAAAGCUGUGUGAAGUUUAUGAUAUUGCGUUGCGGAAUGUUAUAACAUCGAAUAACUGGCCACAUCUUAGAUCACUGGUGGCGUAUACAUGAGAUGGUAUGGGUUCACAAAGCGUAGCAAAAUGGCGCUUGUGGUUUGUGGUGGCAGCAUGGUGGUGUGGCGCGGCGGCGCGCACGCUGUGCCCAGCCCGCUGUUCAUGCGACGACGCCCUUCGCGCCGCCUCCUGUGCCAACGCCAGCCUCGAAAUUGUGCCCAUCCAGCUAAAUCCGGAAGCUACUCACAUCAACCUUACACAGAAUUCAAUCAGCAAUCUUCUUUACACUUUCCCAUUUUACACGCAAUUGACAGUUCUCGACAUCUCUCACAACAAGAUUCAAGAUUUAGGUAGUAAGAAUUUUGAAAAUAACAUUGAAAUGACUCACCUUAAUUUAAGUCAUAAUUUCUUGAAAAAAUUGGAUAUCGGUACAUUCGUUGGACUAAAGAGACUCGUUGAUUUAGAUUUAUCUAACAAUCAGAUAACUGACAUUCACGUGCAGAGCUUUAAAGACUUAGCAGUUUUAGAAAGGCUCGAUUUAUCAAGCAAUAAAUUAGUGAGCUUUGAAGUAGAAACGUUCGAGCCUUUAUCAUCUCUGAAAAUAUUGUCACUGAAAAAUAAUUCUAUUCUGGAUAUACCGUCUUCUAAUCUUAUAUAUCUAAUUCAUCUGGAAUUUUUGGAUCUAUCUGAGAAUUUGAUUCAACAAGUUUCGAAACAAGGCGUUCCAUACUUAAAAGAACUCAAACAUAUAGAUCUUAAUAAUAAUAUCAUUGAGAGUAUUGAUCAACUUGGAUUUCAAAACCUGCCUUCGCUGCGCCAUUUAGAUCUCAGUGACAAUAACAUGACUUCAAUUCCCACCUCUGCUCUUUCGAAACUAUCAAACUUAUCUCAUUUAUACUUAAGUGGAAACUUUUUUCAAAACGUAACGGCACUGUCUUUCCAAAGUUUAUUCCAUUUAAGACAUUUGCAUUUGAGUCGACUUUUCGAACUUGAAAAGAUUGAUUCUAGAGCUUUCGUUGACAAUAUCAAUUUGCAAAAGAUUUGGAUGAAUGAAAACAUUAAAGUAAGAGAAGUGCCACCAAGAUUAUUCCAUGGAAAUCCAAAACUGACACAUAUUUAUAUGAAAAAUAAUGCAUUAGAAACACUAGAAGCGGCACACUUUCCUAUUGAUAGACUGCAAGAAUUGGAAAUAUCUGGUAAUCCAUUCGUAUGCAAUUGUUCAUUACUGUGGCUUUGGAAAUUGGGAAGAGAAUGUGAAAUGAAUAUAAAGAGAUCUGAUAACGCAAGUAACAUACUAAAGAUAGACUACGAAGAAGUAAAAUGUGCUGCACCGGACCAUUUAAAAGACGUUUUAUUAGUUCCAAUUCCUGAAUCGGAAUUCGGAUGUUCGAAUGGUUGGGUCAUAGUAGCAGUCGUUGUUAUGACUGUAAGUAUUAUAAUCAGUCUUGUUGGCGGUGUAUUAUAUUUUAUGGGACCUUUAAAGAAAUGUAAAGGUGAUAAAUCUAAACAGGUUAUGACAAGUGUAAUGUUAAAUAGCGAUGUAUCGAAAUUGGGCAACGGAUUAGGUUAUUCGACAAGAAGUAGAGAACAAGAGAAUAAGAGAGAAGUCGAUCGAUAUUUGAUGAUAGGGUCUUCCGUAACGAAUAAUUUCCAUUCGUUGAAUCCUCCCUGGCACAGUGUUGAUAAAAAUCCUUAUUACCAGGAAGAUAGUGAGGAACAUAUUUACCAACAAUUUGCUUAUGAAACUAUACCUCACCACCGAACUCCGGAGAAGCCCCACAUAGUGUACGUUUAACAAAGGUUUUAAAACAAAAGACAAUUGCAACGAUAUAUUUGGCUUCGUUCUUUGAUAGUUAUCUAGAGACGGACGUAAUAAUGCAAUAAUGUAUAUAGUGAUACGAUUAAAUUUGUAAUAUGUGAUAGCUUUGUAUAUAGAUUUGUACAUAAUUUUUGCAGAUAAAGACAUUACAUUUAUGCAUAAAUUUUACUUUUAACCUAUGUAUAAAUUUCAUCUUGUUGUAGUUGUUAAUUGUAUUUAUACUUUUAUCUUGUAAUAUUGAAGGUCCAUUAUUAAUUAUAUGUUUUGUUGUUCGUAGACAUUGUACAACGCUGCGAAUGAUAGCUUCACUAUAGACGAUCCUAAACCUUUGCAAUGUAAAUUGUGUAGAUUGGUUUUCAUAUUGUUUAUUUUAUAGUUCCUCAAAUAGUAUGGGUAAUCCGAUAUUGUAAAUUACUUAUAAACCUUUAAAAAUAAUUUAAUGUUACAAAAUAAUACUCAUGUAAUUACAUAAUAGUUAAAUAUUAUAUAAUUUUUAAAUAUAACACCAAUAAAUGACGAAAACAUUGUACAAAUAUGAGCAAUAUAGAUACUAAAUUGAAAUAUUUUAGUUUUAUUUGAUGCGUUGUUAUAGAAGGUAAAGGUAUUUAGAAUGAACCUGAUGACACUAAGGUCCUUCGUAUACAAAACAAUGUAAAUCUUCUAAACCCGGUAAUUAAAGUCGCUAAGACUGACAGAUAACAAUGACUUAAAGAUCCCAUCCAAGCUCGCAUCGCUGACAUUAUGUUCUUGACUUGACAUUGACUCACCAAAGCCAGUUGCUGGCAAUCUGUUGAGAUCAUCGCGAAAAAGUCGCCAUGAUUUUCAAGAUGGCUGACCGAAUCUGUACAGCAGCAUGCUUGUACAGAAUAGACAACUCGUUGUCUAUACGAAGUUGAGUGUACGGAGCUCGCCCAUCAAAAUACUCGCUACGCAAGGAUGUUAGUUUCAAAGAUUUACGUUGUCUUAUGUACGAUGGGGCUAAAACAUGCGUACGUACAAUACGUGCUAUUCGAUUAGAACGGUAGACAGUACAUAGCACUGUAUAUGUAUACAUAAAAGGUUUAUAUGUUAUCCAGCUGCUCUGAUGAGAAGGGGUACAAAUGAGAUGAUAUAUUAUUUAUCAGCUAUUUUUAUAAAUUGAUUUCAUUGCGAUCGUUUUGUGGUGUUACGUUGAGAUGAUAUUCUGAAAUUAAUAUUUUUAUACUUAGUGAAUAUGUACAAUAUGACAAUUUUGUGAUUAUAAAGUUACUGGGUUGAGUGUCAUUAAGAAUACGAACGUAAACUAAACAGUUUAGUUAAAUAGUAACCUUUGUACUUAUUAAAAGAAUAAAACAAUCAUUAAAUUUAUGUUUACUAUAUAAACUUUGCCCAGUUACUUUCAAACAAUUAAUCUAGCUGAAUGAAUUUAACCUUGCAAUAUGCUAAUUUUAUAUUGUAUUACAUAGAUUUCUUAAACAUAUAUACUUAUGUAUUACAUAGCCAACCGCAUUUAAACAUAUUAAGUCGAUAAUACCUACAGGCAUAAUGUAAUGUAAGAAUAUUUAUACAUACUACUUUAAAACUUUUGUUAUGAAACUUAUUUAAAUAUAUAAUACAUUAAA